GUCAUUUUCCCCCACCUGGACCACGCAUCCCUGAAGGCCUGCAGCCAAGUAUCCUCCCUCUGGUCCGUCAUGGCCACCCCACUGCUCCGAUCUCGCUCCCAGAUCCACCUCGAAGGCUCCCUCCACGACGACCGAAGUGACGCCUUCCUCUCAACGCUCAUCCCCACCGAACCCCUGCCCAUGGCCAGUCUGACCUACAACCUCCACCACACCUCGGCCCCCUCCUUCCUGUACGAAAGAGUGUCCAGUUUCUUCUCCAACUUCGGUCAUUCCCUCACCUCCCUCACCCUGCAAGCCUAUGCCCUCCAAGACCCGGCCAAUUCCCUCGGCACAAGCCACUUCUUCUCCGUCAUGUCCCAGCUUGUGUGUCGCGACUGUCCCUCCCUGAUCCACUUGACCUUGACCCACCUUCAAAAUCUCGACUACCUCGACCCUGAAAUCGAAUCCAGCCUGAAUUUCACGUCCUCUUCCAUCCGUCAUUUAACCAUUUCCUUCGAAGGGAACUCCCUAAUCCGACCGAGACGCUCCUUGAACUGCAUGACAGUUUUGAAAUGCCUCCUCGCCAUCGCCCCCAACGCUACCAUCCUCGACACUGACUGCCUCUGUGGGGGUGAAACCUUUAUGUACUUCCUCAUGACGCUGAGAGAAUCUCAGAUUUCGUCCCAAUUGACCAGCUUCUCCCUCAGCGGUGGACCACUCGACAAGGUGGCGAUGAACAUUUUAAAUUCCAUGACCUUCUCGAGACUCACCUCGCUCAAGAUGAAUACCCUCAUCACGGCCCAAGUGCAGACUGAAUUUAUCCAGUUUUUUCAAAAGUUGAGCCCAACUUUGCAAAAGUUUGUCAUGUUUGGCGACAAAUCGGGGAAGCUUGGGAGAAUGGCGAGAUAUGAGGAUGGAUUUACAAUGGAUUUCCCCCUCAUGCCAAAACUCAAGGUGUUCCAGCAUCAGAAUUAUGAAGGCUUGCAACUUGGGAGUGAAGAUUUUCUGCAAAGGUUGCCAAAUUUGGAGGAGGUGGUGAUUCGCGACUUUCAACCCUCCUUGGCAGAAAUGAUGUUCUGCCCAGAGCUUACCGUGUGGGGACCAUGUUCAGUCCGAGCAUUUACAAGAGGGGGACAAUUACGGCGAAAAAUCCUAAUUAUGCGAACGUCCAUGUCAAGAAGGUGGUUCUCGAUGUCGUCUUCGUCCCCUCGUAUGAAAAUCUGGGCUCGAUGGAGAAACUGCUAAAAAUGUUUCCAAACGUGCAAGAGUUGGAGCUCACCCUCAGUUUUGCAUAUCAAAACGUGUACGUGGGUCAAGUUUUGGACAUCUUGGCCAAAUCGAAGAUCAAGUUUUUGCAGUGUGCUGAACUCCGAUGUGAGAGGGUUGCGGCUUCAUUUCAUGCAGCAUUGGUGAAUUAUUUGCCUGAAUUUUCUCAACUCCAACGGGUCGACUUUAUCUUGGACGAUAUACCACAAUUGCCACCAAUGUCCAGAUUCAACUUGCCACUUUACAUUGUCAAAGGGAUGUUAUGCACCAGGUCGUUAACCUGACCGGAUUUUGCGUUGGGGAGGACCUCGAAGAAACGGAAAUGUGUCGCCAACUCUUAGAUAACAAAUUGGUCCAGUGGAAAAUUAGCGAGAGUGUGAUGCCAUAUUCAAAUUUUAGUCAUUUCGAAUAUUAAUUAAUUUCAUUAUUAGAUUUUUGUAUUUGUUUUUAUUUAUUUUUUU
Messenger RNA from Folsomia candida, 1706 nucleotides. RefSeq lists its product as uncharacterized. The transcript is spliced from 3 exons. The record is from RefSeq and is a predicted model, not a curated record. Bases 70 to 1224 code for a protein of 384 amino acids. NCBI's taxonomy places the organism in Eukaryota, Metazoa, Arthropoda, Collembola, Entomobryomorpha, Isotomidae.